CCUCACGCGCCGUGAGGAGGUAGCGCUAUUGAGUUGUUAUGGGCCGGAGGAGAGCGCAGGGUAGCGGGUCUCUGGGCCGGGUACUUAUCCGGCAUCAGACUCAGCGAAACCGCAGCCACCGUCAUACUGACUCCUGGCUGCACACGAGUGAACUCAACGAUGGCUAUGACUGGGGCCGUCUCAAUCUUCAGUCGGUGACGGAACAGAGCUCCCUUGACGACUUCCUCGCCACUGCAGAGCUCGCAGGGACUGAGUUCGUAGCUGAGAAGCUUAAUAUCAAGUUUGUGCUCCCUGAGGCUAGAACUGGACUGCUGUCUUUUGAGGAGAGCCAGAGAAUUAAGAAACUCCAUGAAGAAAACAGACAGUUCUUGUGUAUACCGAGGAGACCAAAUUGGGACAGAAAAACUAGCCCAGAAGAACUGAAACAGGCAGAGAAAGAUAACUUCCUAAAAUGGAGACGCCAGCUUGUUCGGCUAGAAGAGGAACAAAAGUUGAUAUUGACUCCCUUUGAACGAAACUUGGACUUCUGGCGCCAGCUCUGGAGGGUCAUUGAGAGAAGUGAUAUUGUGGUCCAGAUAGUAGAUGCUCGAAACCCACUCCUGUUUAGAUGUGAGGAUUUGGAAUGUUAUGUGAAGGAGAUAGAUACCGCUAAGGAGAAUGUUAUCCUGAUAAACAAGGCAGACUUGCUGACUGCUGAACAGCGCCUUGCCUGGGCCUCACACUUUGAAAAAGAAGGUGUGAAAGUUAUUUUCUGGUCAGCUUUGGGAGAAACCCUUCACUCUAAGGACCAAGAAAACAGUGUUGCUGAAGAAGCCAAUAGAACAGAGUCUGAAAAUUCCAGUUCAGAUGAGAAUGAACUUCCACGCAGAGAUUGGCUCUCGCUUGGUGAGGAGUCCGCAAGUGACGAGGAUGACAGUGAGUAUGAGGACUGUCGGGAGGAGGAGGAGGACUGGCAGACGUGCUCAGAAGACAGCAGCCCUGAGGAGGAGGAGGAAGACGAGGAGAGCUGUGCUCAGGACUGGAAAGAACACUGUCCUGUCGAUUCUGAGGCUCAGAACAGGAAAAAAACAGAAAACGAGCAAAUGAACAAUUGUAGCCAGCUGGUGUCAAAGCAGGAACUUCUGGAGCUCUUUAAGAAGCUGCACACGGGGAAGAAGGUGAAGGAUGGACAGCUAACUGUUGGGCUGGUGGGCUAUCCUAAUGUUGGGAAGAGCUCAACCAUCAACACUAUCAUGGGCAACAAGAAAGUGUCUGUGUCUGCCACGCCUGGCCACACCAAGCAUUUCCAGACUCUGUAUGUGGAGCCUGGCCUCUGCCUGUGUGACUGCCCGGGCCUGGUGAUGCCGUCCUUUGUGUCUACCAAAGCAGAGAUGAUUUGCAAUGGGAUUCUCCCAAUUGACCAGAUGAGAGAUCACGUUCCACCCGUAUCACUAGUUUGCCAGAAUAUCCCGCGACGUGUUUUGGAAGCUACCUAUGGUAUUAACAUUAUAAAGCCUAGAGAAGAUGAAGACCCCUGCCGACCUCCAACCUCAGAAGAGCUGCUGACAGCUUAUGGAUGCAUGCGAGGAUUCAUGACAGCACAUGGACAACCAGACCAGCCUCGAUCUGCACGUUACAUCCUAAAGGACUACGUCAGAGGAAAGCUGCUGUACUGCCACCCUCCUCCUGGGAGAGACCCUGUGACCUUCCAGCAUCAGCACCAGCAGCUCCUGGAGAACAAAGCGAAGGGUGAAGAAGUACGGCAGCCGCCGGGCAGAAACCAGAGAGCUAAACAGAUUGAAAAUGUAGUCGACAAAACCUUUUUCCAUCAGGAGAAUGUCAGAGCCCUGACCAGAGGGGUCCAGGCUGUGAUGGGCUACAAACCUGGGAGUGGCCCGCUGACCACAGCUGCCAUGAGUGCUGAGAAUGUGGCUGGGAAGCCCUGGAAAAAACAUGGCAACAGAAAUAAAAAAGAGAAAAGUCGUAGGCUCUACAAGCACCUGGAUAUGUGAAUUGGCUCUACAGAAAUGGCAUCUGCACUGUGCAGGUUGACAAGGACGAGAGCCACUGCUUCACGUGAGUGUCUGGGCUUUCCAGACACUGGCACUGUGGAUUGCACCGGAAGUCUUGACAACUGACAGCCUUUGGAAGCACCGACUGUGGCUGUAGUAGUCACUGAGGUGCCCCCAGAAGCCUUCAGAAAACUGUGUGUAAACAUGCAUAUAAAUGCAUGUUAACUUUGAUUUUGAAAUGUUAUUAAAAUUAAUUUUCCACUAA
Molecule: messenger RNA, 2256 nt
Organism: Arvicola amphibius (Eurasian water vole)
Lineage: Eukaryota; Metazoa; Chordata; Mammalia; Rodentia; Cricetidae
Gene: Lsg1
Product: large 60S subunit nuclear export GTPase 1
Exons: 14
Coding region: 39-1991 (650 amino acids)
Biological process (GO): ribosomal subunit export from nucleus
Cellular component (GO): cytosol
Molecular function (GO): GTP binding; GTPase activity
Source: RefSeq, a predicted model, not a curated record